UAUUUAUGUGUCUUAGAUGGACAUUUUCAUUUGUCUAUUUCUUUUUUUAGAAUGGAGAUUGGUAAAUAGCUCCGUAUGUACAUGUUGCAGACACGGCGCAUCAUGUUUGGACUUGCUCGUCCUGUGCAAGUGUGGAAUUAUUCUGUUUGUGAAUGUGUGUUAUAUUGUUGGUAAAUAAAUGAGCAGACUAGCUUGACUAUCAAGCAGGUAGGCAUUAAUUUGUUUCAAAGAAGAACGCCAGUAGGAAGUGUUAAUGACCGCGUGUCUUGUAUGUAUUUCCAGUAGAUAAUAAUGGACUCCCAAAGCAUUGAGUUUUCGGAGGAAGAAAUACAAGAGGAACUUGCACGACUAGGUUACAGAAAUGUUCCCGAAGAAAAAUUACGAGAGUUCAAGAAAGACCUCCAAAGGUUAAUCCGACAAGAGCGCAGCAAGAACUCAUCCUUCAACACUAGUGGCUCAUCACACCCAGGUGCCGAUGCUGUUGACACAUCAGCAUCUUCAGCACAUGGAAGUGUGAGACGAGAGAGAAUCCCACUAGAGGAAGUUUCUGACCAGGGUUACCUCGACCACAGAACACACGUGUAUUCACAUAGAGGGAUUGGAAAGGAGAAUAAUUAUGGAGUGGAGCCAAUCUUGAAGAGGCCAGUGACUGUUCACUCCACAAAAGGCCGUGAUGACACGUUCAGGGAUGAUGUAUCAGAGACUGACUCAGAACGAAGGAUGGUGAAGAGGAAAACAUUAAGGAAAAAUGACAAAGGCUCAAAGUUUAUUGAUGAAUCCAUGACAGAAAGUGAUGCUGGAAGUAUCAUUGAUGCCAAUGAACGACUACAGCGACUAGCCUUACGAGAUUCGGAUGAUAUUGCCUUAAUCCGACGACCGCAUUCAGCUCCUGCAGAUGCCCCAUAUAGACUAUCUCCUGAUGAUCCACGGCCUGCCUCUGUGAUCCUUCGAACGGCUGAUCAUCCACACACACGCAAUAUCCGGAAGUCAGACCCAGUGGCGCGGUACCAACAGUUCCAGCAGGCCUGGCAGACGCAGAAGGCCCCGGGGGAGAAGGGGCACAAGGGGCUCCGUUGGAACAUUCGGGAACAGAUGCUGGUGCAUGAAACCAUUGAGAAGAGGCCACAAAGAGUGUUUGUUGCCAAUAAGUAUGUGGUACCCACAGAGAAGAAGAGACAGACCCUUCGAUGGCAAAUCAGGAUGGAUCUUGCCCAUGGCAAUAAGCCUGCUUGUGGAUUCUUUCAUGAAUAUUAAUUAUCAAGUGAAGUUAUCUGUGGACUGAAUAAUUGCUGCAGCCUAUUUGUAAGAAAUGUGUGAAGUCAUGAAUUUGUACAUGUUUGACUAUUUACGUAAACAAAAAUAGAUUUGUAAUUAUUUUUUAGUAGUCGAAGAUGACUUGUAAUUUGUGAUACAUGACUUGUAAUUUGUGAUAUAUGACAUGUAUGUUCAUAAGAAGAAUCAAUGCAUGGCGAUAUGUGUGCGGCUUUGUUCAUUUGAGGUGAUUGCCAUUUUCUCUCAAUGGAUAGAUCCUUCUUUCUCCUGCCUAAAUUAUGAUUGCAUAUAGUGCCUUUAAACAAUAUGAUCAUUAACACCUCCAAUGAUUUUUUCUCAUUUUAUGAUAUAUUUGUAAUGACAGUUCAGUGUUUUAUAUGCAUUCAAUGUUGAUAUGUACUUGGUGAUAACAUGCAUUUGAGCACCAAUGACGUAGUUCAUCUUUACAUUUUACAAUAGAGUAAAAGAGAAGAAAAAUAUGAUUACUGACUUAGAAUGUUAUGUUAUUGAAAACAUUUUAGAAACUUCAGACUUGUUUUAGUUGAGAGUGACAUUACACAAACCAACUGUGAUCUUGUAUGGAUAUAUGUAUCAUGUAAAUAUUGACUAGUCGAUUAUGACAGCAAGAUUGCCAUUUGUACACGGUGUCUAGAUAUACUCAUUCUGCAUCAUGAGUAUCAUUCAAAUCAUUAAUAUGGGAUGAGCUGUUCUUUAAUGUCAGCUAAAAAGUUUGGAUGUUGUGUGUGAUGACAUGUAUAUUUUAAUUGUAUGGUGUCUGCAUUUUGGAAAUUGUAUAAAGCAGGCUGUCUUACUAACUUAUGUGUUUUAUGUAAAAUAAAUACCAUGAAUGCAUAA
This is a messenger RNA of Haliotis rubra (blacklip abalone), 2127 nucleotides long. RefSeq names its product hydrolethalus syndrome protein 1 homolog. Lineage: Eukaryota; Metazoa; Mollusca; Gastropoda; Lepetellida; Haliotidae. Gene Ontology annotation, biological process: cilium assembly. Gene Ontology annotation, cellular component: centriole; non-motile cilium. The record is from RefSeq and is a predicted model, not a curated record.